Emys orbicularis (European pond turtle) is the source of this 2746-nucleotide messenger RNA. RefSeq names its product DDB1 and CUL4 associated factor 15 (gene DCAF15). The transcript has 14 exons. The record is from RefSeq and is a predicted model, not a curated record. Gene Ontology annotation, biological process: protein ubiquitination. Bases 1 to 1896 code for a protein of 631 amino acids. Lineage: Eukaryota; Metazoa; Chordata; Testudines; Emydidae. Gene Ontology annotation, cellular component: Cul4-RING E3 ubiquitin ligase complex.
AUGGCGCCCAGCUCGAAAUCGGAGCGGGGUGGCCCGGGGGGGAAGCGGGGCCCGGCUGGAGCGGGGGGCGGAUCCUCCUCCGGGGGGGUCCGGGGCCGCCGGGAGCACGUGGUGCGGCAGCUCGACCGGGUCAAGAUCAGCGGGCAGCUUUCUCCACGCCUCUUCCGCAAGCUGCCCCCAAGGGUGUGCGUUUCCCUGAAGAAUAUUGUGGACGAAGAUUUCUUGUGUGCAGGACACAUCUUCCUCGGCUUCUCCAAGUGCGGGAGGUACGUCUUGUCCUAUACCAGCAACAGCGGCGACGACGACUUCUCCUUCUACAUCUACCACCUCUAUUGGUGGGAAUUCAACGUGCACAGCAAGCUGAAGCUGGUACGACAGGUUCGCUUGUUUCAAGAUGAAGAAAUCUAUAGUGACCUUUACCUGACUGUGUGUGAAUGGCCCAGUGACUCCUCCAAGGUCAUCGUCUUUGGCUUCAACACACGCUCUGCAAACGGCCUGCUGAUGAACAUGAUGAUGAUGAGUGAUGAAAACCAUCGGGAUAUUUACAUCAGCAUGGUGGCCAUGCCCCCACUCAUGUACUGCCCUGGCUGCAGGGAUAUGGCCCUCGCACAUCCAGGGGACCCAAACGCCCACUGUCUGCAGCAUGGCUUCAUGCUGCACACAAAGUACCAGGUGGUCUAUCCUUUCCCCACAUUCCAGCCAGCCUUCCAGCUCAAGAAGGACCAGGUGGUGCUGCUCAACACCAGCUACUCCCUCGUAGCAUGUGCUGUUUCCGUACACACCGCAGAGGACAGCAACUUCUGCCAAAUCCUCUACGACAGACGGAACCAGCCCCAGUCGCCCCACGCGGGGGCUUGUGAUGCUGCAGGGGCCACGCCGGGCCCAGCGGCUGCGGAGGAACGGAUGGAAAGAGAUGGCUGCCCUUGCCGAAUGGCUGCCACACCAUCGCCCGUCAGCAGAGCUUCCCAGGGCCCGGAAAGCCCUGUCAAACCCAUGGAGCUGUCGCCAGCCGUGGCCAAGGCGAAAGAGUUUGUGGCCGAUAUUUUCCGACGGGCCAAAGAGGCGAAAGGCCCGGCCCCCGCGGAAGAGGAGGAGGCAAAGCCGUGCUCGGGGCCCUCCGGGAGUUACUGCCGCCUGCAUCAUGGCCUCUCGUCUCCCAGGGGAGACCGAACUCCAGAAGGGGAUCAGCCCCCGAAAGAUUCUCCCCUUGCUGGACCGGAGAUGGAGAGCCAGCCGGCUGAGCCCGGCUACGUCAACUACACCAAGCUGCGCUAUGUUCUGGAGCCCAGCGACCUGUCGGAGCCGGAGGACGAGUACGAGGAUGACAAGAUCUCGCUGCCGUUUGUCGUAACUGACCUGAGAGGGCGAAACCUCAAGCCGCUGAAGGAGAGAGCCAUAUUCCAGGGCCAGUACCUGACUGUGGAGCAGCUGACUCUGGAUUUUGAGUACGUCAUUAAUGAGGUGAUCCGGAACGACGCCUCCUGGUCCAGGCAGUUCUGCUCCUUCAGCGACUACGACAUCGUCAUCUUAGAGGUGUGUCCAGAAACCAACCAAGUCAUCAUCAAUAUCGGAUUAUUGCUCUUGGCCUUCCCAGCUCCUGACGAAGAGGGCCAGCUUAGACCAAAGACCUAUCACACCAGCCUGAAAGUCGCCUGGAAUCUGAACACUGGCACCUUCAUCACCGUCAGCGUGGGAGACCUCACAGAAGUCAAGGGGCAGACCAGCGGCAGCGUCUGGAGCUCCUACCGGAAGAGCUGCGUGGACAUGGUGAUGAAGUGGCUGGUGCCGGAGAGCAGCGGGCGAUACGUCAACAGAAUGACGAACGAGGCACUUCAUAAAGGCUGCUCCUUGAAGGUCCUAGCAGACAACGAGCGCUACACCUGGAUCGUCUUGUGACGCGGAGGCGAGCCUGGUUUGGUUCCUGCCGUACUGUACGUCGGAUUUAACUACCUCCUCCUGUUUGAGUUUCGUUGGGUUUUAAUUUCUCUUCAUCCUUUUUUUUAAUUAGAGUAACUCGUGCUUUUGCUGAAAGUGGAUGUAAGUAGGAGUAUCCCUAGGGGAGGGGGAAUGCCUGUCAUCCCAGGGCCCAGCCCAGUGUCUCCUCUGGGGUUGGACCGUGACGCUCUUGCCUCUGCCGGCGGCGUUUCCUGUGGUGCACGUGCUCAGUUGGGGCUAGCGGGAUGCUGUGGGAGGGGACCUGACCCUCGUCACCGUGAUCUGCGGUGACUUAGCAGUAACAUGCCCUGGCUCCACCCUUUCUGAACAGGGCAGCCUCUUCCUCCGGCUCGGGACACCACUUUAACCAUCUCCCUGCUUUCUGGAGACGGUGAAUUCUUCUAAUACUGCCCCGGCCACGUGCUGCCAAAGCCGUCAGCAGCACGCCUGGCCCCUGGGGAGAAGGCCCCGCACAGCCCCUCUCCCGGGACCGUUCAGGUGUCAUUGAGGGGGCGAGAGGGCAGCAUUCCAGCUUCCCCCGGGCGUAGCAUGAUCCUGUGGCAGAACAAAUCUCCCGCCCUCCAGGGGGCCAGAUGGCCCGGUUCUGUUCGAUGUAUAUUUAAGUGUCAUUCUCUGUUCAGUGUUUAAGGCACUUUUUCCAGUGGAGGAGGUUUUUCCUUUGAGUCCAGAUAACACACCUCUCCCCCGCCCACACACUUUGUGGAUCAUUCCACAGUUCCUGGCCCCACUGUUAAUCAUUUAGUUUCUCCUCAAAUGGGCUUUUGUUUCCCUGUAAUAAACAUUUUAAUUU